Arthroderma uncinatum is the source of this 1539-nucleotide messenger RNA. RefSeq lists its product as uncharacterized. The transcript is spliced from 4 exons. NCBI's taxonomy places the organism in Eukaryota, Fungi, Ascomycota, Eurotiomycetes, Onygenales, Arthrodermataceae. Gene Ontology annotation, molecular function: oxidoreductase activity, acting on paired donors, with incorporation or reduction of molecular oxygen, reduced flavin or flavoprotein as one donor, and incorporation of one atom of oxygen; iron ion binding; heme binding. The coding region runs from base 1 to 1539 and encodes 512 amino acids. The record is from RefSeq and is a predicted model, not a curated record.
AUGUUGUUCGCCACUGAAGGUAGCGGUCUGUUGCCCGUCGUGGGGUGGGUGCUCUUGGGCAGCUUCGUCUUCUACCGCAUCGCCGUGUACAUACAGCUCAGCAUCGCCCGGAGUCGAGCUGCAAAGGAACAUGGCUGUAAGCCGCCGCCGGCCUAUCCUGACUUUGAUCCCAUCUUCGGCCUGGGGCUUGUCCUCGCCGCCGUGAAAAGUGGCAAGAAGGACACCUUUCUCGAGGAUAUCUGGAAACGGUACCAGAAGUAUGGGAAUACCUUUUCAAGUAACCUCACCGGUCUGCCGAUAAUCACCACUUGUGAGCCAGAGAACGUCAAGACCGUGCUGGCAGUCAAGUUUGCUGAUUUCCAGCUUCCACCCAGACGGAAAGCUGGAUUCCGUGAUCUGUUUGGAAAUGGAGUCUUCACGACCGAUGGAAGCGAGUGGGAGCACUCCAGAGCUAUGCUGCGGCCUAACUUCACCCGUACCCAGAUUGCUGACUUGAACAUGUUCGAGAAGCACGUCAACGAGCUGAUCGAGCUGAUACCCAAGGAUGGCUCGACUAUCGAUCUCCAGGACCUGUUCUUUGGCAUGACUCUGGAUUCUGCGACGGAGUUCCUGUUUGGAGAAUCAGCCAAUACCCUAUCUGGCCAGCACAGCUCUGCCCCCAAGGGUGAUAUCUUCGGACAGUCCUUCGACUACUGCACUGGCUAUAUCGGAAAACGCUUCAGGGUCGGUUUGCCCACCAUCUUUGGCAAUAAGCAGUAUACCCAGGGUGUCAAGGAUGUCCACACCUUUGCCGACCACUAUGUGCGCAAAGGCAUCAAGAGGUACAACUCACGCGAGAAGGGUAGGGAUGGCAUCGAUUCGCCCUCCGAGUCCGGGCGAUAUGUAUUCUUGGACGAGCUGGUCAAGGAGACGCAGGAUCCUCUUGCUCUGCGAUCGGAACUCAUGAACAUCCUUCUGGCUGGCCGUGAUACCACUGCGAGUCUCCUGAGUGUCCUCUGGAACACCUUGUCCAAGCGACAGGACGUAUGGGCCAAAAUACAAGCUGAAGUCGAAACCCUCGAAGGCCGCGCGCCAUCGUUUGAAGAAAUCAAGAACAUGAAGUAUCUUCGCUAUACCAUGAACGAAGUCCUACGUCUCUACCCAGUUGUCCCAGGAAACUCUCGCAGCGCAAUUCGCGACACCGUCAUCCCACGCGGUGGAGGACCAGACGGCCUCUCCCCGGUCUUUGUGCCCAAGGGAACUUCGGUCGUAUAUAGCGUCUACAGCAUGCAUCGUCGCACCGACAUCUACGGUCCCGACGCUCUUGAAUUCAAGCCUGAACGAUGGGAGACCCUAAGACCCGGAUGGGGGUAUCUGCCAUUCAACGGAGGUCCCAGGAUCUGUCUUGGACAGCAAUUCGCACUUACUGAAGCUUCGUACGCGACUAUCCGGCUUAUGCAGACGUUCAAGACUAUUGAGUCUAGAGAUCCACAUCCCUGGACGGAGUUGCUCACGGUAACUUGCUCCAGCAAAUAUGGAGCAAAGGUGUCUUUGAGGUAG